Lemur catta (Ring-tailed lemur) is the source of this 1679-nucleotide messenger RNA. It is a transcript of the gene RDH12, whose product is annotated as retinol dehydrogenase 12. Lineage: Eukaryota; Metazoa; Chordata; Mammalia; Primates; Lemuridae. The coding region runs from base 168 to 1118 and encodes 316 amino acids. The transcript is spliced from 7 exons. The record is from RefSeq and is a predicted model, not a curated record.
GGAUUCUGGGCUCUGCUUAGAGUCUGGCUGUUGCUGAGCACCCAGGAGCGAGAGGAGCAAGAAGCGGCAGAAGCAGCCACGAGCUGGAGCUAGACCAGGAGCUGGAGCCAGAGUUGGGUGGUAGCUGGAGCAGCACCAAAAGCAGCAGCAACUAAAGAAGUUGGAAGAUGCUGGUUACCUUGGGACUGCUCACUUCUUUCUUGUCUUUCUUAUACGUGAUGGCUCCAUCCAUCAGGAAGUUCUUUGCUGGUGGAGUGUGUAGAACAAACGUGCAGCUUCCUGGGAAGGUGGUGGUGAUCACCGGCGCCAACACGGGCAUCGGCAAGGAGACGGCCAGAGAGCUUGCUCGCAGAGGAGCCCGAGUAUACAUUGCCUGCAGAGAUGUACUGAAGGGGGAGUCUGCUGCCAGCGAGAUCCGAGCAGAUACAAAGAACUCCCAGGUGCUGGUGAGGAAACUGGACCUAUCCGACACCAAAUCCAUCCGAGCCUUUGCUGAGGGCUUUCUGACAGAGGAGAAGCAACUUCAUAUUCUCAUCAACAAUGCGGGAGUGAUGAUGUAUCCAUAUUCCAAGACAGCUGAUGGCUUUGAAACCCACAUAGGAGUCAACCACCUAGGCCACUUCCUUCUCACCCACCUGCUUGUGCAGCGGCUGAAGGAAUCUGCUCCCGCACGGGUAGUGAACCUGUCCUCGGUGGCCCACCAUCUUGGCAAGAUUCGCUUCCAUGACCUCCACGGUGAGAAGCGCUAUAACAGGACUUUUGCCUAUUGCCACAGCAAGCUGGCCAAUGUGCUCUUCACCCGAGAGCUGGCCAAGAGACUCAAAGGCACGGGAGUCACCACCUAUGCAGUGCACCCAGGCAUUGUCAACUCUGAGCUGAUCCGGCACUCCUUCCUGCUGUGCCUGCUCUGGCGUUGCUUCUCCCUCUUUGUCAAGACGGCGCGGGAGGGGGCGCAGACCAGCCUGCACUGUGCAAUGGCUGAGGGCCUGGAGCCCCUGAGCGGCAAGUACUUCAGUGACUGCAAGAGGACCUGGGUGUCUCCAAGGGCCCGAGAUAUCAAAACAGCUGAGCGCCUAUGGAGUGUCAGCUGUGAGCUUCUAGGAAUCCAGUGGGAGUAGCUGGUGGAAGAUCUGGGCUUUAUCAGGCCCAAUCUGACCCAGAAUGAAAGGGGACCAAGGAGAAGCCCAGCCCCAAAGGGUUGUCCUGGCUGGCUGCUGUGAAUCCUGCCCACUCUGAUCCUCCAGACCCUUCUGGAAAUGUUUGCACACCCCACUCUCUUGUGAAGGCACCUACAGAACAUUCUUCUCUAACAAUUGGAGAGUUGGCAAUCCUUGGGCAGUAGGGGCAGAGGACUGUACAGAUCCUGGACUGGGCAUGGAGGUGGCAGAAGAGCCUGGGCAACUGGGGCAAUUUCCUCACCAGCACCAGAAACUCUAGCCUGCAUGCUCAGCUGCUGCGACAGGAGCAUCAGCAUUACAUAUUUCCAGGCGCUAUGGAUUCAAACUCUUGAUUGUCCUCUUUCCUUUUUGAAAUAUAAGUCACAAUUCUAGUGUCUGGACCAACUCAGGAAGAUCUCAGCUAACCUUGGCCAAAUUAGAUUCCUUCCUCUGAGCAUCCUGAAGCCACUGUGUGAAGGACCUUCCCAUUUUCAAUCAUGCAGAUGAUUUCUUUUUCCAAAG